Messenger RNA from Daphnia magna, 3435 nucleotides. RefSeq names its product structural maintenance of chromosomes protein 5. Gene Ontology annotation, cellular component: Smc5-Smc6 complex. The record is from RefSeq and is a predicted model, not a curated record. The transcript is spliced from 20 exons. Gene Ontology annotation, biological process: double-strand break repair via homologous recombination. Gene Ontology annotation, molecular function: ATP binding; ATP hydrolysis activity. The coding region runs from base 155 to 3334 and encodes 1059 amino acids. Lineage: Eukaryota; Metazoa; Arthropoda; Branchiopoda; Diplostraca; Daphniidae.
UUGACUUUCAUUUUCAACGAAGAAUUUGGCGGCAUUCUGCUUUUUAUUACAGUUAAAUUUGUGUAGUUUCAACAAAAUUGGAAAACCUGACGUGGAAAAUGUUUUCAUGCUAAAUAAUAUUUUUCUUUGUGAAUAGUUCACCGUUUCUUAUAAAAUGCCCCCACUAAGUCAACGGACGUCUUCGUCGGGCCAUCAUGGUUUCACCAAAGGGGCCAUCGUGAGAAUUCACUUGAAAGAUUUUAUGACAUAUAAUGAAGUGGAGUUUAUCCCAGGGCCAAAUCUCAAUUUGAUCCUUGGUCCGAAUGGAACAGGAAAGUCUACUAUCGUUUCUGCCAUAUGCCUUGGAAUGGCUGGGAAACCAAGUACCAUAGCUAGAGCUAGUAAUCUUGCAGGCUAUGUGCGUCACGGAGCCAAUAAAGCCACAAUUAGCAUAGAACUUCAUAAUCCUGAUGGCCCAAAUUUUUCUGUUGCAAGAGAAAUAACAUCAGAAAACAAGUCCACAUGGAAAUUCCAAGAUAAGGCUGUCAGUAGUGCUCAAAUUGAACAAAUUAUUCACAAACUUCAUAUUCAAGUUGAUAACCUUUGUCAGUUCUUACCCCAAGAGCAAGUUCAGAACUUUUCGCGUAUGAAAGACAAGCAACUUUUGAUUGGCACGAUGAAAGCAGUUGGAAAACCUGAAUUGGAAGAACAAUUUGAAGAGUUGACGAAGAUGCAAUCAGCUCUUGGAAGCGAGUCGUUAAAUCAAGGAAAAGACGAAUUAGAAUUAAAGAAACUUCAGGAGGAAAAUGAAAGAUGGGAAAGUGAUGUUAAAAGUUUCAAAGAAAGAGAGAAAUUAAAAAACAAUGUUAAGACCAUGGAGAAAAAAAAAGUGUGGCUUACAUACAAAGAAGAAGCGCGCCAUUUUAUAGAACUACAAGAACAGGCAAAGGAAAUAAGUGGGAGGUAUGAUAGAGCUGCUGCCCAUUUCCAGCCUCUGGAGAAACAAAUAGCAGAGAAAGAAAAAACAUUGCAAAACACAGAACAUGCUCUCAGACUACAGCGGGAAAAAUUCAACCAAAAAAUGGGAUCAUUGAAUCAAGAAUUUUUCCGUGUCGAUGCCUACAAGCAAAAAAUGGAAACUUAUGCUGCUGAACUGCAAACACAACGACUUGCUGAAAGAAAGCGUAUAGAAAAUGAAAAUAAUUUUCGUCAGCAAAUUUCCAACUUAGAGAAUGAAAUGGAAGAGUUAAACGAACAAGAACACUCUGUCGGUGAUCGUUUAAGAGAAGUGGAUUUUAAAUUGAAAGAAAUCAGCCCCCAAGAAACAGCAGUUGCACAAAGAAAGCAUCAAGUGACAGAAGAAAUGCGCCGGAUAAGAAACGAAAUAGUUGAGUAUCAAUCCAAAAUAAAAAACAUCGAAGAUGUAGACAGAAAUCGCUUAAAUAUGCUCCGAGGAGAAGGGCUCACGCCGAUUUAUCAUGCAGUCAUUUGGCUACGUGAAAAUAAAAACAAAUUCCGAGCUCCAAUCUACGAACCACCUUUAAUAUCGUUGAGCGUGAAAAACAGCGCGAUGGCCAUGUAUGUGGAAAACAGUAUUGGCUUUAACGAUCUGAAGGCGUUCUUCUGUGAAAAUAAAGACGACAUGAAUGACUUGAUGAAGAUCCUCCGAGAAGAAAAGAAUCUAGCAAUCAAUGUGGUUCACUCACCAAGAAAUGACAACGAACCUUCAACAUCUGAAUUUCAACCGAGAAUGGCUAUUUCUGAUUUAAAGAAGUUAGGGUUUUAUUCGUUUCUUCGUGAAUUAUUCGUUGGACCCGAGCCUGUCGUUCGUUAUCUUUGCAAAAUGUACAAAGUUCAUAACAUUCCAGUUGGUGAUCACACAACUUACGAAAAUUUUGGUGUUAUUCGAGACCAAUAUGGUUCGCUGUUUCCCACUUUCUUUGGAGAUAACAAAUUAAUUUCAAUCAGAACUUCGAGGUAUCGAAGAGAUGCUAUAACCCAAGUGUCAGAAGUUCGCCCAUCACGAUUUCUUGGCCAAUCCGUAGAUGUGCAUGCAUUGCAGCAACUCCGUGCAACAAUUGCAGAAUUGGAACAACGAAUGGCAGAAGCAAAAUCGGCUCAUGAUGCUAUUUGCGAAGAAGAGACUGUAAUCAACAGAACUCGUGAAAACUUAUUGCAACAAAAAAGAAGUUGCCAAGCAAUUGCGGCUAAUCGGCGUGUUGUAGUAUCGCGACUUGAACGAAUACGGAACCAGUUAAGAAUUUCUGAGAAGGAUGCAAUCGACCUUGAUGCUGAAGAACGAAAUGUUAAACAAAAGUGCGGGGUAUCUGUUCGCACCUUCUGUGGAAAAAUGAAAGACUUAUCUGCCAUCGUAGAGCAGCUUCUAGUACUGGACAGAGAAAGGGAAGCCCUUCACAUAUUCAUCGAUAUCCUUCGCCUAGAAAUUCGCCUUUGGCAAACCCAGUUAGCACAUAAAAAGGAGCAGAUUAAGGUGCUAAAGGAUGAGAAAGACGCAGCUGAUCGUUUGGCACGAGAGGCAAAACUAAAAGCAAAGCAAGCCCAAGAAGACUGUUUUCGAGUUCUAAGAAUCAGACACCGAGAAGAACUGCCGCAUGACUUGCGUGAAGAAUUUGACACACUCCCUGCUACCAUACCCGAACUCGAUGAUGCAAUCGGUAGUGCAAAUGCAAGAAUUCAGUUAAUGGGAAGAGCGGAUGAACAGAUUGUACGUGACUACGAAGAAAGAGAAAUCCUUAUCCAACAGUUAACCCAAAAAAUUUAUAACCUGAACAACCGAGCUUCAACGAUGAAAGAAAAGAUGGAAAAAUUGAAAGGAGAAUUCCUUCCUCCUUUGCUAGACUUGGUGUCUCGCAUCAACAAUAGUUUUGGUCGAUACUAUGCCAGUAUGAAAUGUGCAGGUGAGGUGUGCUUGUUUACCGGCGAAGGAAAUAACGGGGAUGAUUUUAAGAACUAUGGCAUCAAAAUUAGAGUUAAAUAUCGUAGUUCCGAGCCACUGCUUGAUCUUUCAGCUAAUCACCAUUCCGGCGGAGAAAGAGCGGUUGCCACUGCCCUCUACAUGUUAGCUAUGCAAGAGUUAACUCAAGUGCCGUUCCGUUGUGUUGAUGAAAUUAAUCAGGGUAUGGAUCCAAUCAAUGAGCGGCGUGUUUUUGAUUUGCUUGUCGAAACGGCUUGUAGGGAAACAAGCGCUCAAUAUUUCCUCCUUACGCCAAAAUUACUUCCCGGUCUUGAUUACAGCCCAAACAUGAAAAUUCAUUUUGUGCAAAAUGGUGAAUUUGUCUGCAACGAAUGGAAAAUAGACAAACAUCUGCAAGCUAUUCGAGCCAUGAACGGCUAGUGAUGUAGUUCAAUAAUUUUUUUAAACAUUUCGUAAACGUGUAUCCGAUUUACUUUGAGUACUUUUCGUCUGAUUCAGAAAUAUACGUGUUAUUCUGUUUA